AUGAUCGCCUCUAAACUCUUUGUUACUCUGGGCAUGUCUUUGUCCGUCAAUGCUUUCAGUCUCUAUGAGCCUGGAACUGACAAGGAUGUGACAAAAGCCUGCGAUAAGGCCAUGUCAGCGGACAUCGAUUGCGACAGAGAGGUCAUCAGCUUUCUCAACGGAGGCUGGUACGGCUCCCUUGAAAGUGAAGAGUUGACUGAUGCGGUUUGCACCAAAGCUUGCUCUCAGUCACUCCAAGACUGGAUCGCCAGUGUCUCGAAGGAUUGUGAGGAUGAAGCCAAAGCCAAAGCUGUUGGUCGUAUCUUAACAGGCUGGAAUGCGACUUGUCUGAAAGACACCAAGACAGGAGGACACUGCAAUGACAUUAUUGCAGAUUUCACUGAUGUCGGGGAUGACGAAGAACUCCCUCACGAUGAGCUUUGCCACCCUUGUUAUGUGAAGCGGCUCGAGAUGUACAAAUCUACCCCGUACGCCCUCAACAUCAAAUGGCACGAAGAGCAACUUGAGCUCGUACACAAGAAGUGCGGUGAUUCAACCACCACCGAGACUGCCGUGCCCACUUCAAGCAAGAGUGAAACAUCCGAGGCGGUGACUACAGCAGGGGCCUCGAAGGCUUCUCAAACGGCCAACGGCGAGGAAGAGUCUGUAUCGUCUACUGGGACCCCAGUACAGACCAUGUCAUCUGAACCUACAGUGUCAUCUACGCCUAAUGCAGCUGCCAAGUCUGUACAGGGAGAGCUGUUCACAUCUCGGGCUCUAAUGCUUCUUUUGUCGAUGAACCUCUUCUUUAUGUAG
Fusarium tjaetaba is the source of this 795-nucleotide messenger RNA. RefSeq lists its product as uncharacterized. The transcript is spliced from 2 exons. NCBI's taxonomy places the organism in Eukaryota, Fungi, Ascomycota, Sordariomycetes, Hypocreales, Nectriaceae. Bases 1 to 795 code for a protein of 264 amino acids. The record is from RefSeq and is a predicted model, not a curated record.